UGCUGGCCGAAAGGGGGGUGGGGUGGGGGACUGGGAUCUUCCAUGGCCAUGACUUGGGCCGGUCCAUCUUAGCCCAUAAAGGAUCUUCCUCGUCUUGUUAUCUCUGGUGAAGCUUGAACGGAGACGAAAGUAUCGAUCGGUGGUGGUCGCAUGAUGCAGUGGUUUGGUGCUGUGGCGAGGCGGGUGAUGAUGCCGGGAAGACCGGCGGCGGCGUUGUCACAUGACGGAGCGGCGCCGAUAUUGUGUGGGCGUGGGGACAAGAAGACAAAGAGAGGGAAGAGAUUCAAGGGAUCGUAUGGCAACUCAAGGCCCAAGAAAGAAAAAAAAAUUGAGCGCAUUAAGGAUAAGGUCGAAGUUCCUAGGUCUACUCCUUGGCCUCUUCCAUUCAAGCUUAUCUGAUCCUAAGCUGAUGCACAAACUGCCUUCCUUCGUAGUCUUUAGUUUAGUAGUUUAAGCUCCCGAACUUGAAGGAGUGAAGGGUUUAACUUUCAUACGCUUCCAGCAGCAAACUCUAUUCCUGGCUUUUCAGACGUCAACGGAUUGUCUUCUGUAACUAUAUGCUACUCAUUAAAAACCGGCCCUUUUUGAGCAUUCUUUUGAGACAUCCAGAGGUUUGAAAGUUUAUUGAUUGUCCAUAAAUAUAUUGUUUCGAUAAUUGUAGUAAAGAAAGGUUUAGGAUUCAUGGGCUGUGAUCAAACCCCCAAGAAGUUUCUUUAUUAUCAAGUUGGAUUCUGGCGACUUCAUUCGAAACUACAAGUUGACAGUGUAUGCUGCCACUGGUUCUGUUCAUUUGCUUGUUCUGGUGGAUAGAACUCAAAAGAGCGAUAAUUCUGCUCAUUUAUAGACUCAAUAUGCGUAUUUACUUGAAAGUUUGACAUUGAGCAAUAUUUCCUCACAGCUUUGGCAAUUAUUUUGAAGAGUUGAGUGAGUUAAUCGGAACAGAUAAUAUGUUAUUAGUAUAACCAGUAUUUAACUUAAGUGAGCAUAUGAUUGUUUACAUGACUUAUUUGUUACCUGGUAAUAGAUUUAAAUCAGUUGAAAUCACAGCUUUUGUGGUGUGCACAAUAAUUAUCUGGCAGAGUCGUCGUCUUAUUGUUUUCUAAAUGACUGUUGUAGUGGUUUCUGUUCGUUUACACAUGCUCUCUGGCAUAUGGUGACAUAGUUUGUCAUACCUGCUAGUGUAAUUUUAGUCCUCUUGAAAAAUACAAGCUUUCUCAUCUAUCUUUUGAUAUGAAAAUAACAUAAGCCAGGCAAUUCCAAGUUCUAACGCAACAUUCAAAAGCUGAAGAAAGAUAGACCACAAGGCUAUUUCUGCAAGCAUCGAAACCGGAUCUACUGCCUCGAUGCAACUAAAGACAGCAGAAAGGAUCUGAUGGAGAUAAUGCCCUGUUUGCCUACCUGUAGUUUGUACCAAACAGUAAACAAUCAUACAGAAAUAUGAGCUUUUGGGUUGUCACUUUGUUGAAUGUCAGAUUCUUCUGGGUAUUGUAGCUCCUCUGACAAUCUAAGAAACAGGUCAGCAAUCAUGGGAAACCCCACAGCCAUAAGUAAGAAACCAAAGAGCAUGAUCAGAGCCCCAAUCCGCGAGAUCCAUUGGCUAUAUAAAGUUGGUCUUCUUGAUGCAGUUGCAGCUUCAUAUCCAUAGCGGAUUGUCCAUAGCAGCAAGGCCAUGGCUACCAAAGAGCUGAAAAUUCGCAACAAUAUUGCCUUGGUAAUGGGGUUGGUGUCAAGGAUGAUCUUCCUAAUCUUGGUUCUGCUUAACUGGUAGUGAUAGCCCAUCAUGUUGGUAACAAGCUUAUUGAGAGUUUUUGAGAUUAAAUCAUACAGUCUGCAUCUGAAUUCUCUGCUUGGAGCAUGUUUUUUUGAUUCCAAUGAAACGACAUUUUGAAAGCGGUGUGCACUAACCCUUUCAGAGCUAGGGUAUUUAUGGUGAUGGUGAUGGAGGGGGGGCAAUAUUUGGCUGGGUGGGAUAUUAAUUAUUAAUUAGUAUUAUUGUUAUGAAACAGAGACUGAAGGAGAAUCCAUUGGUGGGGUUUAAAUAAAUAAAUCAUGUUAAAAUACCUCUCAAGUACGGAGGGUUAAGAAAACAAGGAGCAGCAAGUUUUAUAUGUUAGUUGAGUUCUUGCUCAUUCUGUUCUUGAGAGAUAAUUGUUUGGAUUGAUUGGAGAGGACGGAAAUUUCCUACAGGGAAUUGCAACAUAGAAGGUCAUUGGAAAAGACGAUGGAGGUGCAUCCAAUGGAAGUUAACAAGAAGAGCUGUGUGGAGCGGAUAGUCCCAAGAUGUUGAAUGCGCAAAUGACAUUGUUUGUACAUAGGAUAACUUCGUUGGUCUUUUGUUAAACGUGGCUGGCAUGUACAACCUAACUAUAUGAAUCUAUGAUCAUCAUUCUCUAA
Messenger RNA from Prosopis cineraria, 2394 nucleotides. RefSeq names its product 30S ribosomal protein S31, mitochondrial. Gene Ontology annotation, biological process: plastid translation. Gene Ontology annotation, cellular component: ribosome; plastid. The record is from RefSeq and is a predicted model, not a curated record. The transcript has 2 exons. Bases 151 to 399 code for a protein of 82 amino acids. Lineage: Eukaryota; Viridiplantae; Streptophyta; Magnoliopsida; Fabales; Fabaceae.